CACUGUGUUAGACAUCUUAGACCAUUUCAGUGAAUGACAGACAUAUCUGCUGCUACCACGUUACUGUCCUGUCAGCUUACUCGACACUACCUUAUCUUGAUGUGCCUUUGGCCAUACACAGCUCUUACAGAGAACCUGCUGAAAACACAGUCUUCAGACCAGGUUGAGGGGAUAGAAAAGCUCUACUCGGAAGUCUCUCGCCUGGAGGAGUGCCCCAAAGUACCAGAUCCACAGGUAGAUAGUUCAGAAAUGUAUUGGGGAAAAAAAUCAAAGAAAUAUAAAACAGCAACAACAAAAUUUAUAUUAAAUCCAUGACAGAGAUAGGUGCAGUCAUCAAUAUAAAAUGUUAUAACUAUAACUCUUGUAAAGCAGGGUUUCAUUUAGUACUUGAUCACUUUACAGCUUGAGGAGUGUGCCAUCCAGCUGUGGAACUGGGCUGUUACCAGGAAUGUGGGAAAUACUCUAAGCAAAAAUCAGAAAGCCAAAGGUACACUUGUACUCACAGUAUUAAUUUACAUUACCAUAUCACUGACCAUCAUUGAAUUGUUGGUAAUAUUGUGUGAAAUGUUGAGACAAUUUUGGAAUUUCAAGCAAAGGUAGUCACGAUGGUGUUAUGUCAUGUUCAAAUGUUGUCUCUGUCCUCACAGUGCGUCAUGUUGCAUGCACUAUACUGUACUGCUGUGAGCCGGGAAAUCCAACAGAGGGUGCCAUUCGCAAGCAGAUCCUGGUGAGCAAUACUGCAGAGUGUGCUUUCUGCCAGGACUCUACAUUUCAUGAGGACAAGUUCUUUAAGUAUGAGUCUGAUCUUUACAGAUGGCCAGCAAAACAGGGAGAACCUGGCUAGACUGCAAAAAUACCCAGAUGGCAGACUACUUCUUAAGUCUUGCUGUCAAGGUAACAAAAAAAAAAAGGCUAGUGAAAUGAUCCCUUUUUUUUGGCAUAGUAUUGAGCAAACAAUUUUCCUAGGGCCUGGAAACUCUCUAUGGCUAUCUAACUACCAGAGGUGACGGAGCAGCUGAUAUUGCUUCAUUAAAAGCGGAUGUAGAAAAAGAUCUCCUCCGAGUCCUCUCAUGCCAGGCAGAAUCGGUGAGCUGUGGCUCAUGUGAUGUUCAACACCUUCAAUGUGAAUAUUUGUUCUUGUGAUAUUUGGCAGCUGAUGAAGUGCUGUUCUGACAGACUUGCAGUGUGAAGUGUGAGACAGCUAAAAUGUGAUCUGAGAAACAAUGAGAUGGGAAAAUCUCAUUUUGUGCUGAUAGAGAAUGUGAAUGCUGACAUUUAACUGGAAGCUGAAGUCUCUUCUUUGCAGGCUCUAAUUCAAGAGAAAAACCAUGAAGCUGUGGCGAACAUGCAGCGCUGUAAAGACAUGUUGACGCGGCUUCCCAAAGAUGUAAAAACAAGCCUCUUUGCUAUCAUGAUUACAACUCUAUGUGUUAUUGUCUCACAUCUAUAUUACCAUUUAAAGUGAGGGGGAUGUCAACUGUUAUGUGUUUUUAUUGUAGACUGCAUAUAUUUCCCUCAUGUGCUACAACUUUGGCGUUGACACUUACAAUCUGAAGAAGUUUGAGGACAGCGUAUUUUGGCUGAGGUUAAUAUUAUGCUGAAUUAUAUCACACUUGCAAAUUCAAACGGCAUCUGGACUUGGUUGAAGUUCCUGAGGAUUGUUUUGCAAAAGGGUUUCUUCUUUUUUUUCCAGCCAAAGCUAUGAUAUUGGAAAAAUGAAUAUGAAAUAUGGUCCUAGACCUGAAGUCAAGGUAAAACAGUGCACUAUGUUUCACACAAGCAAUGGGUGACAUAUUUUUUGACACCCUGUUUCCCUCACAACAGGCAAAGGUUUUGAGGCUCCUAGCCACCGUUUAUAUUGAGUGGGACUGUCAGAGGUUUCAGGAGAAAGCUCUUAAUGCUGUCAGCCUAGCCAACAAGGUGGGAUACCAGCUAUUAUUUUCAAAUAGUAGCAUUAAUCAAAUUAGGAUUCAUACCGUAACCUAUAGUAGAUCUGAGAUGCUCUGUAGCUAAUGGCAGUUUGCAAUUUGACAGGAGUCUGUGAGUGCAUCUGGGCUGUAUUUGAAGAUCAGAAUACUUCUGAAAUGUGGGGCUUCAGAUGAUCAUAUCAGAGCAGGUAAAUCAUUUAUUGAUCUCAUGAAAUUAUUAAUCCAGUAUUUUAUCAUUAUGGGUAGAUGGAAGGUGUAAGUGGUUGAGAGAUGAAAUGAAAUUUAGCAAGAUUCUGUAAAAAUAAAGUUUUAAAGAAAGUAGUUUGAUGAGCACACCUUCACAAAAAAAGAAAAUGUUUUAAGUGUCUGCAGUGAACUUACCUGCUUUUAACUUUGAGUUUGUGAAUGGACAUGCAGGUUUAAAUGCACUUUUUAAAACAAAGAUUUAAAACACAUGUUUGUAGGAUUACAUGAGAUGCUGGAAUCGAAGGUUCCUCUUGAUGUGUGCCUGAGCACAGUGAAACUACUCAUGUCAGAGGACAGGUAAAGAUUUUAUGCUUUAUGUAGAUUACCUAAAGAAACAAUCCACAAUACUGGGCUAAUAUUCUUAGAGGGAUGCUCAGAGGUGUAUUUUUUGACUCUGAAUAAUAUUUGUUUUGAUUUCCCAGAGAAGUGCUGGCAUUUGAGUAUUUGAAACGUGUGUGUCAGCACUUUGAGUCGGCCCCUGACCUGGGAACUGCGCUUGUAUUACAUAUCGAGCUUCUGCUGCAGAAAGGGAAGGAACUGUUGGCAAAACAGAAGAUAGAGGAUAUUAUCAGUGGUAAUUUACUUGUGUAUUACAGAUCUGGAAUCAGAGUGAUGAAUGAUGUAUUUUAGAGAAAUGCAUGCAUUAGACUGUAGAGAGCCCCUGUAUAAGCACUGCCAUUUUUUCUCCCACACAGGCCAUUAUACCGGAAAACAGCUGACUCCACAUGCUCUCUCAAGUCUUCAUGUAAUACUGUGGGACAAAGCAUCAAAAUACUUUGAGGUCUGACAAACACAGUCUUGUUUAUACAGUUAAUAAUAAUUAUUUACACAUUAUAGCAUUUGAGUAGCACUGCUGCAGCUGCAUUGCUGCAAGUUGGCUGUUGACAGUUCACCUAUCUACGUGGACUGUGCAAUUUUUGGGGGUUUGCAUUGAAUUGCUUUGCAUCCUAUAGUUUCAUUAAAAAAACAUUCUCAGAUGUCUUACAGUGUCUUUGUUGUCCCUUAUCUCUGCACUGUGGCACACCACUUCUCUCAUACAGUGGUCCAGAUAUUUACAAUGCAGAGGUUUGUUUUCCACACAGCUUUCAAUUACAUUUUACUCAGUAAUCUGGAUUUCUUCCAAGGUUGGCAACUACUCUGAGGCUCUCCAGUGGUACAACUACUCACUGAGUUUCUUCAAAGCUGGUCAGAUGGAACCCAACUCAGCAAAACUUCAGAGGAACAGAGCUUCCUGUUUCCUGAAGCUCAAGCAGCAUGAGAAGGUGAAACACUCAAGCCCCUGAGCAAGUCAGAAAAAUAACUCACCAAAGAUCAGCAGAUGGAUUUGUAUUUGUAGAAAGUAUCGCUUCCAUAUUUUGAACAGUUUUAUAUUGUAAACAGUAUAUUUCAUACAUGUUGUAUGUGCUCAAAAAUGCAUUUUUCAGGCUAAAGAUGCGAUAAAAGAAGCAGAGAGAUGUGACCCCGACAACAUUUUCACCCAGUUCGGUGUUUACAAGAUUGCAGUGCAGGAGAACAAUGUGGAGAGAGGUAUCUAAAACACAGUAAAAGCUUGUGUACUUACUAGUAGUGUUGGUAUUUAAUCACAGCUAUAUUUUCAGCAUAUUCUCUGUGGUUAAAAGGCUGUUUAUUUUUGCCAGCUGCAGAGGCAGUGAAUGCAAUGGGACUUCUGUCCAGGUGUCCUGUGUCCACUGAGGACAGACUGUUGGUAUCUGAGAACGCUGCUUUCAGUCUCCUCAGUCUGGCUGCUCAGAUUGCUCUAGAGGUACGGCUCAUCACAGGACUCACUACUCAGCGUUCAGGACACUCUGUUGGAUAAAAACAAAGAGCUGGGGUCAGAGAUGGAGCAUUAUUGUAAACCAUUUCCCCAAGAAUAUGCACACAAACAAAAAAGUAAACAAACAUAAAUGUUGAUUUUCAGUUUUAAAGUAGCAGUUAGCUUCUUUGUGUGAAUAAUCAAAGCUUUAUAAAAUUGGCGCAUAAGAAAAAAACAAACAGCUCGGUGGGAAAUCCCUUUCUUGGGCUUCUCUCAGCCAGCUGGACAGCAGGCAGCUUUCAAUCAUUUUUCAGGGAAAGGUUUGUACUUUUUUUUUUUUUUUUUUAAUGGAAAUGUGUUGGUGUCCUUGUUUGAGUGUACCGUUUUAUUAAAACUGCCAUGAGUAAUAGGUAUUAGUAUUCAUUAUAAGAAUAUAUAUUCAUUGUGACAGAAUGAACAACAGGAAACUGCCAUGAAGGCACUGGAGAGCUUGUGUAACAACUCUGAAGAUGAGGCUCAGGUUCUGGCUGCUCUCAGGUUUGUAAGCAUUUCAGUGUGCUUCACGAGAAGACUUGUUUAGAGUGACUAUGCUUACAAACACACGGUCUACAUUUUGGUUUUCGUUUGAACAAUAUUCUGAAUAAGUGCUAUUUACAACUUGUUUUACUGCUUAAUAAUCCAGUGUUCAUGCUCUGAGACUGUGUAAUCCAACUAUUAUGCUAAAGGUUUGAAUGUAAAGCGACAACAGUCAGUACUGAUAUCUAUGUAGAGAUGUCUGAGGAGCUGAGAGAUUGUAGCUAGUCAGUUUUUCCAGACACCUCUAUGAUCCACUGACCUAUAUUCCCCCUGCUUCCUCUCUGAAAGUGUGUUUCCGGAUAAUACAGUUAGUAGGUGAAAAAAGGAGGUCAGCACCACUUUCUCCAUUCAUCUUUUUUACAGGUGUUUGGUUCGACUUGUGCUCUCAACAAUAGAAAAUUCAAGCGAUGACACCAGGUGAGGGGAGGGGAAGGCACACGAUAGGGGUCGAUUUUUAAGUUUUGCUGAUGCUUCUUUUGACAAAAAUUAAACCUCAGACUUUCAUGUUGCAGAAAUGUUGAUGUUCUGCUGCCUUAUUUAAAAAUGGGUGAGUACAUGUGCAACAACACGAGAAAGUAUCUUCUCUGCAGUAUCAGCUUUAAGCGAUAACCUGACUAAUGUUUGUGAUCAUGCAGCUCUGGAGAAAGUUUCAUGCCAGUCUCGCAUGACUGCUGAGCAACGGGCAGAGGAAGCUAACUGGUUCAGAAAGAUUGGUACUUAGACUCUUUCUCUCCUUUGUUCAUUCAAUGGGCCGUGGUUUGCUAGCUAUCAGUUCAAAUCGUGCUGCACCUUCACUUUGUCUGUGUGAGUGUGCGUGUGUAUCUUUGUUUCAGCCUGGAACUCAGCUCUGCAGUGUGAAAGCAGCCCUGACAGAAUGAGGGACUUCUUUGUUCUCUCUUACCAGGCAAGUGCCCGAAUUCGCUUUGUCAGGUUCAUCAGUCAAUAUCUAUGGUAUAGAUUGUUGGGUGUAGAUCAAUAUCGCCUGUACGAGGAUUUACCUUUCCUUUAGAAAAAAUAAGCACAUCACUUAAGAUCAAGAAUAACAAUGACCCUCAGUGAUCCCAUCUUAAUAGUUAGCCUUGAACUAAGUCUUUUGGACUUUACCUAUAAUAGAAAACCUGUAACUGCACAUUGAUUUUUAACCCUUUGUUCCCUCACUUGUUAACUGGAUGCUCAAACUUGAUCAAAGUACACCUAUCUAUGCCAGAGAUCACACUUGUUAACUUGAAGAUGCUCAGUAGUUUUACUGAGACUUGAGGAUGGGCUCCUUUAUCUGAAGAAAUACUUGAUUUGUUCUUUGCGCUAUUUUUAGUUCACAAGCCUCUCCCAUCAUUGAUAACACUUCUGAUAAGUAUCCAAGUCAUCCUCUGCUGUCAAAGACUGGUUCCUCUGCAAAAUGUGAAUGCAUGUCAAUCUCUAGCUCUCCCAGCUCUGCCCUCCUGAUCGCACCCUGCUCAUGGGACAGAAGACAUGUCUGUUAAUGGCUGCUGCUGCAUCUCUGGAGCUCUGCAGGAAGUCUCCUCACUCUGCCCAGGUGUGCCCACCCACACGCUCUGACCCAUCUCCCACAUAUAGCACGCACUACAUCCACAUAGAUGGAAAUGUACCAAGACCAGUGGAGAAGAGAGGUGACUAACCACAUUAUUGGCGCCGGCGUAGGUGUUUCAUUUUUAUCCCUCUGUCUUUGGAGAGGACCCAACACUAGAUGGUGCUGAUGAAACCAGAAUGCUUGUUAUCAUUAAGUCUGCCUGGUUUCACAGACUGACGCGCUCAUUCAGGCUCUGGAGCACAUUCAGAUAUGCCGGGAAAUCUGGAAAAUCCUUAAGGCAUCAGGUAUCUGUUACAAUAUUAGAAAAAAAAUGUAAAUAAAAUAUUUUAAGCUGCACUUUUCACUUAUGAAUCAAAAUGGAGAUUACAUUAACUCUCAACAAGUAUUUACCCCCAGGAAACUUUCCCAUGGACCCAACAGACACACUGCUGCUGUUGUAUGAGUUUGAAGCCCGUGCUAAACUGAAUGACCCCAAGGUUGAGACAGUUCUUGAGUCAGUGUUGGAGCUCGAAAAUAUUGAUGUGAAGGUGCUUGAAACCAUUGCAGGUAAAAAAAAAAAGUGUUAUUUAUCUCUGAAACGUGUGAAGAAACGGAAACACUCUAAGAGGAAAUGUCAUCACACUGGCAUCUCUUUAUUUCUGCAUGCAGCUUUAGCUAUGGAGCCUCCUGCCCACUUCCCUCUGCUGUGUAAGAAGGCCUUGAGAGUCGCUCUCUCUCUGCACAAGAAACAACCACAGGCCGACCUGGCCCGCUGCAGGUAUACCCAUCAGUACUCUGCAUGAAAACACCCAUGACAUUUCAUCACUGAUCCAUUCCCACAAAGUGCUCAUUAGGCUGAAAAGGCUUUCUUCCUGUGUCUUUUUUUUUACGCUCCUGUCUUAGCAAGUGUGUUCACAGCCUGAUCAAACUGUCCCUCCCAAGCGGUGUGUCAGAGGUAGAGGCCCAUGUGCUGGAAGAGGUGUGGGACUACUAUGAGGAGGCCUUGUCCAUCAUUGCAGCCGCAGUGAGUCAGCACCAAUCACAUGCUCCUAGUCCCUUGGCUCCUACCUCUUUCCUCCAUCAGAGCUGCUCCCUGCCAUAUAAUUAACCCUUUCUUUUCCACUCCAUGCUCGCCUGCUGUUCUGGAAGCCUCUUUUUAUCAAUGGGCUUUCAGCCGCACUUCAAUUAGCAGAUGCUUCCUACACCACCCCCUUCCUGCCAAUUUGGAUGUUAAUGUGCUGUACAAGUCAUCACACUGCCGGUGAGCAGCAGCUCUGAAAGAGGCAGCAAAUUACACUGCUUUAGAGGCAGGGCUUAUUUCCCCUUUCAUAUUCACUUAUUACUCGAAAGCUGUGGAAUUCUUUGGAUCAAAGUGAAAGCCUGAGAUUAGAGUGUUGUGAAAAGCGAAGGAAACUUCGGAAAUGAUAGACAUUUGGGUUUGUUUACGGCCUGUAAAAGACUCAUAGUACAGGUUAACAUACAGUAGAGCAAGAACGUGUGAAAGUUACUCACAGGCUUCACCCUCAAAAAUACGUUGCCCUCCAAAAGCUUGGUUUGAGUGAGGCACCCAGGUGGCCUCCUUUUAAGUGUCUUCUGAAUGUCUUCCUGCUCCACUCUGCAGCCAGACGACUUUCCAGAGAUGGAGACUCUAUGGUUGCUGACACGGGCGUGGAACACAGGGAUACUGCUGUACAGUCUGGCCCAGUACCCAGAGGCUGAGAAGUGGUGUGGCCUCGCCAUGAGCUUCGUCCGACACCUGGGAUCCUUGCAGGACAGUUACGAGAGACAGGUACAGGGCUAGUGGAGAAGAAGGAAGGGGAAUAAGGCAGAUGGUGGUGUUUUGAACAUGACAGAGCAUGAAUCAUCCUGCUAGUAAUGUAAAUGUGACAGGGACCAGGGCCAAUGACACAUAAAGGUUUGCUGAAUUAUACCCACCUGCCUUUCAAUUUAUACCAACAGAUGUCUGGUCUCUACAGCGAAAUCCUGGACAGGUUGGACAAAGCUAAGAAGAACCUCAUCAUGGAGGAGUAACAGAACCUCCUGACAAUAUCUUAUCCUGAGUGAGGACUGGAAAACUCUCUGUUCCAUCAGUUUGUUAAUGUUGUUACCAUUAUGGUAAAAGGUUCACAAAAUAUUCCAGUUGCUGUUUUGGAGUAUUGUUCCGGAUAAACUGUUCCUGUUUACUGUCAGCCUGGGACCUCCUUUUUGUUACAGAUUAAUAAAGCCAUUACAUCUCCUUAGAGCAGAAUAACAAGCACAUCAAAAUCAUAACUGAGUCACAUAUUUUAUUUUCAAACAAAUAAACUUUUGUCAAGUCCCAAAAUAAAACCCAAACAAAAGUUGCAGGACUAUGUUCCCUCAUGACUAGGACAGGGAAGACCAUGAGGCCAAGUGUCCUGAUAGGCUGUACCACCUGCAGUGACAGGAAGGAAACUACUGUACAAUCAAAGGGUUCAUGUUUGCAAGCACUUACUGCACAGAUGUGCUAUAACAGAAACAUCAUCACCCAAAAGUACAAACAAGAACCCUGACCCCCCCGCCCCCCCAACCCGAAAAAUAAAAGCAUAUAUGUCAUUUCUCUCAUCAGAACAAAGACCCUCAUCAAUUAUACACACACAGAGGCAUUCAGGUUCCAUUUCGUUAUAUAGCACAACCUCAAUGGAAAGAGUAAAAUGAAAUCAAGUUCUUUGGGCUUUGACAUGGCUGACUGAGGUAUGAAUACCACACACAUCGUUAACAGUCAGCUGUAUUUCAACUAAACACCAGAGAGGACCAAUGCUAAACUUCUAAUGAUGUAUUGAUCAUUGCUCCUGGUUUCUGUGAUAAUGUGUAGGUUUCUGCCUGCAUCUCUGUUUAAUUAUUUUUACAAUAUAUCUUUUUAAAUCUAUACACCCAGACACGUUCCACAAGAAAUCACAUGUAGAUAGGCCCUACUUUCAGGAACUGAAUUCCCAACUGACUAGUUAAGUUUUCCAAUAGGCAUUUGAAGAGAAAACCAACAAUACAGCACAUUUGUAUGGAAAUUAUAUCUCAAGAGUUGCUCAGACUUUACUUACCUGACAUUUGUAGUCUAUAAAACAUGUUUGUCGCAGUUUGAUUCACACAUGCAUGAAGCACAGGUGAAGGGGAUCUGCUGGGGGCUUAUUUACAUAGUACAGCUACCGCACCCUUUUAAACAGUCUGCAAGCAGUUUAUAAAUGGCUCUGUUCCCUUCGGUUAUUCCCUGAACUCUGGUUUAGACACAGGUUAUGACAGCUGGUUUAGCAGUGGUGCCUGGCAAGUGGGCACACCUGUUCAGAAAAUGCCUGCAGGUACAGGUGCUCUGUGGGUGGGAGAGAGCAGGGGGACCCAGAGGUCGUGGUUACCAUUUCCUUUUGGGUCUGGCUCUCUUGAGAAGGAAAAAAAAAAAAAGAAGAAAAAAAGAAAAAAACUUCCCUCUCACUUUUCAAAAAGCCGAGAAGGAAAGCACGAAUGUUCACGAUCAG
Messenger RNA from Xyrichtys novacula (pearly razorfish), 9516 nucleotides. NCBI's taxonomy places the organism in Eukaryota, Metazoa, Chordata, Actinopteri, Labriformes, Labridae. The record is from the annotation of a GenBank genome assembly.